UAGUCUUGUUUUCAUAUAUAAUAUGGACUGGUUAAGAAACAGGUUCUCCUGCUCCAGUAGCUUAGCUAAUCAUGUUGAGUCGUCUCUGACUCUUACCUACAGCUACAGGCUACAGUGUUGGCGCCAUGGGCAGCUCUAGUAUCGACAUCCAAGAGAUGGUGAGGAAUACGAGGGAGAGACUGGAGGCCGAUUUCUCCAAGCUUGGAACCAAGAUCCACAGGUUCCCACGAGGCUUACGGCCGGGUAUCAAUGAACGCUACAUCAUCCCAAGCUUCGUGUCGCUCGGCCCAUACCACCAUGGCUCAGAGCAGCUGCUGGAGACGGAAGAGUUGAAGCACGCGGCGGCCACUACUUGUGCGAGAAGUCGGGCCACUCAGUUGAGGAUGUCUACGGCAAGAUCCUCACCAUCGCCAGCGAAGCCCGCAGCUGCUACGCCGAUGAUGCGGUGGCGCAGUUCACGGACGCUGAAUUUGCGGGCCUUGCAUGCUAAGGGACAUCUUUCUGUUGGAGAAUCAGCUGCCAUGGUUGGUCCUCGAGGCUCUUGUGGACUUCUUUAUACCAUCUCCCGUGUAUGAUUUUGUUAUUUCUUUUGCGAACAAAUUCGACAUAACUCCACAAUGUUCACCAGCUUCCGAUUCAAGUGGUACAAGGGUUUCUGUGGAUGAACUAAAGAAUUACAAGCCAGCAUAUCUCCUUGGGCUCCUCCGGUACCAUCUGAUCGGUGGUAUGACUGUAGAAGAUCACACCGACGAUCUCACUUGCUCCUCGUUAGCUAGUAGUGCCAUUGAGCUUGCGGAGAUCGGCAUCAAGCUGACUGCCAAGAAUAACACAUGGUUCGCAGACAUGAGCAUCGAAAGAGGGCGCAUCUUUGGCGGCCAGCUCUCCCUAACGCCAUUGUUUGUUAAUGAUGCCAAUGCUUGCUGGCUUGUCAACAUGGCAGCUUACGAGAUGUGUGUAUCCAGCAAAUGGCCAUCAGAUGGCCUCGCCAUUAGCUCAUACAUCUCCCUCCUGGCAAUGCUCAUGGACAAGGAAGAGGACGUGCACAAGUUGCGAGCGAAGCACCUCGUUCGCAGCUUACUCAGUAACCACGAGCUGCUUGUUUUCUUCAAGAGUCUCGCAUGCCAUUUGCGCCUUGGCUACCGCUAUUUCGUCAUCACUGAGAAGAUAGAUAAGUUCAAGCGUGAAAGACCUGUGAGGAUAGCCCUGCAUAGGUUCGUCUACAACAACUUCAAGACAAUCGUCGUCAUGCUCUCUAUUACUGGUGUGCUCGCAGGUAUCUUCAGAACCUUGAUGAGUCUCAAACAGCAUCAGCCAUAGCAGUCCGGGUGAAGCAUGCGUGUUGUUAAAUCAUUUUAUGAUUCAUCUACAGUUUUCGUGCUUAUUGUGGUCUGAUUGAUAUUGUACGCCUUUGUGUGUGUAAAAUUUGCUAGCCCAUUCCCUUCGAUCUCUUCUUAGUUCUUAGUUAGGUGUGUGUCAAAAGUACCUAAAGUUUGUAUCGUCAGUGGUUAUUCAAAAUAUAUAUUGUUGUGUUAUUAAUUUGAUAU
Molecule: messenger RNA, 1544 nt
Organism: Triticum urartu
Lineage: Eukaryota; Viridiplantae; Streptophyta; Magnoliopsida; Poales; Poaceae
Source: RefSeq, a predicted model, not a curated record